Messenger RNA from Lachancea fermentati, 1791 nucleotides. Lineage: Eukaryota; Fungi; Ascomycota; Saccharomycetes; Saccharomycetales; Saccharomycetaceae. The record is from the annotation of a GenBank genome assembly.
AUGUCAACACUACAACAGGUGAAACCCAAGAACGAGGUCAAGACGUCCACGGCAUUGACUUGUGAGCAGUCUCAAAGAUUGGUCCAGACAAUGCUUACAAUGUCUUUCGGAUGCUUAUCCUUUCUCAGGGGCCUCUUUCCGGAUGAUAACUUUGUUGACCAAAGGUUCGUUCCGGAAAAAGUGGACCGUAAUUACAGGAAGGAUAAAAGCUCAGCCAAUGCAAACUCAAUCAAAAUCAAAACCUUGGUGCGCGGCAAGACAGCUGAGGCAGACUUAUUUCUCGAUUGGCUUGAAAAGGGCGUAUUCCAAUCCAUAAAACUGAAAUACCUGAAGGCAUUGAGCUUAGGCAUAUUCAUAGAUGAGAAUGCACCCACAGAUUUGUUAGAAAACUACAUUUUUGGUUUUAGCUAUGACGAAGGUGGAAAUGUCUCCAUGCAAGUGAACGACGAAAACGAACAAAUAUCACUUCUUGAUUCUAGAAAAGUGGUUCAACAACUUAUGAGACGAUUUAUCAUCAUCACUCAAUCUUUAGAACCGCUGCCUGAAAAAAGAUACUUGACAAUGCGCUUGAUGUUCAAUGAGAGCGCCCCCAGUGAAUAUCAGCCGCAUCUUUUCCGAGAUGCCACCAAUGACGCUGCAACAACUAUCAAAAUCCCAGAAUCCGCGGACUUGGAAACUUAUUCUGUAGGAUCGUUGGAUACCAAAUAUCACAAAGUAUCCCUAAAAGUUUUAUCUGUUAUUGAAACCGCUGCGAAUAGAAAAGAAGAAAUCAUGCGAAAUUUAGACCCUUUCGACCUCAUUGAUAAUCACAACUUUCAGGAGCGCGUAAUUUCAGGUCAUCUUGAACCAAAUGUGUCUAGCUUUGCUGCUAGUCAAACAACAAGUAUGUUACAAGGGUUUUUGAAGACCUCACCACUUUGUGCCACGCAGGCACAGUUUAUGGACGAUUCUUCAACCCAUGACUGCGAAUGUGGUGUGUCUGAUCCGACGCCGCUAUCGAAAACUCUGUACUGCGCUAGAUGUGGAAAGCGUGUUCAUCGCUUGUGCUAUGGAAACUUCAGAGGCUCAAACAUUCCAAAUUGUAUUUCUUGUUUGGGAGUCAGUUCAAUGACCAACUCUUUUGAAUUGAAGGUUAUGAUGAUGUUACGGAGAAUUUAUAGGUUUAUGACAAAAAAACCGGCAUUUCCAAAAUCUGUCACUGCUCUGUAUGAAGUCCUAUUAGGGAAGGAUUUUGAUUCCAACGGUGUUGAACAGGUCAAUAUGGCACUCUCUAUUUUAUUUGCUGAUAAAGUUUUUGAAUUAAGUGAUGAGCGUAAAAAGGGUUCGAGCACUAAUGCGUUUCUCAAAUGCUCAAAUUACAUUGAUAUAGAUCAUGGUGGGAUUCUGGCCGGCAACGCUGGAGUUUUGACUUGUAAUACAAGAAAGGUUUGGACAUUUGUUCACAACUCUCCUCAUGUUCAAAAUUGCUACAGCAUGGUUCUUAUUCAAACUGAGGCGGAAUUGGUUGAUGCUUUGAAAUCCGUUAAAAAUUCAAUCGCAAGCAUAAGAAGCGUAAAUGAUCCCAAUGAUGACAGUUAUGCAUUUUCAAACAUUCAAAUGGAUUCCUUAAAAAUCUCUGACGACACCCAGGAAAGUUUAAGUACAGGAAAAAGGCAAUUUGCGAACAUGGAUGAAUUUACCUGUAAUGAAGAGGAUGGUCAAUCUAUCGAGACUCAAACUAUGAAUGAUAGCUAUUCUAACAAAAUUAGAAAAGUAAGUGUUUCGAAAAAGACACUGAGAAGCGUGUGGUAG